GCCGCCAAGAAGCCGCGAGCGUCCCCGAUGGUGCCGCCGCUUCCAAGCCCGGCAGGGGCGGCGAGGGGCCGGCUGGGCAGGAGCCUGGGUCCGCUGCUGCUGCUCCUGGCCCUGGGACACGCGUGGAGCUACCGAGAGGAGCCGGGCGACGGCGACAGAGAAAUCUGCUCGGAAAACAACAUCGCCACGACCAAGUAUCCGUGUCUGAAGCCUUCGGGGGAGCUCACCACGUGCUACAGGAAGAAGUGCUGCAAGGGGUAUAAAUUUGUCCUUGGACAAUGCAUCCCAGAAGAUUAUGACGUGUGUGCCGAGGCGCCCUGCGAGCAGCAGUGCACGGACAACUUUGGCCGCGUGCUGUGUACGUGUUACCCGGGAUACCGCUACGACCGGGAGAGGCACCGGAGGCGCGAGAAGCCGUACUGCCUAGAUAUCGACGAGUGCGCCACGAGCAAUGAGACGCUGUGCGCGCACGUCUGCGUCAACACCCUGGGGAGCUACCGCUGCGAGUGCCGGGAGGGCUACGUCCGGGAGGACGACGGCAGGACGUGCGCCAAGGGGGACAAAUACCCCAACGACACCGCCUUGCAGGCAGCCUCGAGUCCGUCUCCUCCCUCAGGGCGCGACGAGAAGGCGGAGAGCGCGGUCCAGGCCACCGCCUGCUGUGCCACGUGCAAGGAGCUCCGCCAGGUAAAGGAGACAGUGCUGCAACUGAAGCAGAAGGUUGCCCUGCUCCCCAACAGCGCUGCCGACCUGGGCAAGUACAUCACUGGUCACAAGGCGCUGGCCUCAAAUGCCUACCUUCCGGGUCCUCCUGGCCUGCCUGGGGGCCAGGGCCCCCCUGGCUCUCCAGGACCGAAGGGGAGUCCCGGCUUCCCGGGGAUCCCAGGCCCCCCCGGGCAGCCUGGCCCGCGGGGCUCGAUGGGACCCGUGGGACCAUCUCCCGACCUGUCCCACAUUAAGCAAGGCCGGAGGGGCCCUGUGGGUCCACCAGGCGCCCCAGGAAGAGACGGCUCUAAGGGGGAAAGAGGCGCACCGGGUCCCAGAGGGUCUCCAGGACCCCCCGGUUCUUUUGACUUCCUGCUGAUCGUGCUGGCGGAAAUCCGUAACGACAUCACCGAACUGCAGGAGAAGGUGUUUGGGCACCGGACUCACCCUUCAGCAGAGGAGUUCCCAUUACCUCAGGAAUUUUCCAGCUCUCUGGAGACCCUGGACGUGGGAUCCGGAGAUGACUCCCCGGGAAGAACUGAGACAAGAGACUUGGGAGCCCCCAGAGACUUCUAUCCUUAGUGCAUCCCACAUCUUCAUGCCAAAGGAAGAGUGUUUUCCCCUGCAGUGAAGUUCUCCAAAGAACAAAAUCAAAACAUCCCUGGAGACCUAAAAAAAGAUACAUUUUUUAUUUUCUUUACUCUUUCCCUUUCUUCUUCCUACUUCUCGUCUUCCAGACACUGUUUCCAGAAUCUCCUGCUAGACAUCCUAAAGACACCAGGAAUGAAAUGAUUGAUUUCAGUGCUUCCCCUGGAGAAUCUACAGGGCAACUUUUAUUUGAAUUCCUUCUUUUCCAGGGACUUCUAAUUUCUGAAUUAGGUACGUUAUCUUAAAAUUUGGCAGAGUAUCAAAAAGGGGGGAAGAGUUCUAAGAAAAUGUGACUUUCAGUUCAGUUCAGUUUCUCAGUCAUGUUGGACUCUUUGCGACCCCAUGAAUCGUAGCAUGCCAGGCCUCCCUGUCCGUCACCAACUCCUGGAGUUUACUCAAACUCAUAUCCAUUGAGUCAGUGACACCAUCCAACCAUCUCAUCCUCUGUCAUCCCCUUCUCCUCCUGCCCCCAACCCCUCCCAGCAUCAGGGUCUUUUCCAAUGAGUCAACUCCUCGCAUGAGGUGGCCAAAGUAUUGGAGUUUCAGCUUCAGCAUCAGUCCCUCCAAUGAACACCCAGGACUGAUCUCCUUUAGGAUGGACUGGUUGGAUCUCCUUGCAGUCCAAGGGACUCUCAAGAGUCUUCUCCAACACCACAGUUCAAAAUCAUCAAUUCUUGGGCACUCAGCUUUCUUUAUAGUCCAACUCUCUCAUUGGUACAUGACUACUGGAAAAACCAUAGCCUUGACUAGACGAACCUUUGUCAGCAAAGUAAUGUCUGCUUUUUAAUAUGCUGUCUAGGUUGGUCAUAACUUUUCUUCCAAGGAGCAAGCAUCUUUUAAUUUCAUGGCUGCAAUCACCAUCUGCAGUGAUUUUGGAGCCCCAAAAAAUAGUCUCUCACAGUUUCCUCAUCUAUUUGCCAUGAAGUGAUGGGACCGGAUGCCAUGAUCUUAGUUUUCUGAAUGUUGAGCUUUAAGCCAACUUUUUCACUCUCCUCUUUCACUUUCAUCAAGAGGCUCUUUAGUUCCUCUUCACUUUCUGCCAUAAGGGUGGUAUUAUCUGCAUAUCUGAGGUUAUUGAUAUUUCUCCCAGCAAUCUUGAUUCCAGCUUGUGCUUUAUCCAGCCCAGCGUUUCUCAUGAUGUACUCUGCAUAUAAGUUAAAUAAGCAGGGUGACAAUAUACAGCCUUGAUGUAGUCCUUUCCCAAUUUGGAACCAGUCUGUUGUUCCAUGUCCAGUUCUAACUGUUGCUUCCUGACCUGCAUACAGAUUUCUCAGGAAGCAGGUAUUCCCAUCUCUUUCAGAUUUUCCAAUUUUCAGAUUUUUCUCUUUCAGUUUAUUGUGAUCCACACAGUCAAAGGCUUUGGCAUAGUCAAUAAAGCAGAAGUAGAUGAUUUUAUGGAACUCUCUUGCUUUUUCAAUGAUCCAACAUAUGUUGGCAAUUUGAUCUCUGGUUCCUCUGCCUUUUCUAAAUCCAACUUGAACAUCUGGACGUUCACUGUUCAUGUCCUAUUGAUGCCUGGGUUAGGGAAUUUUGAGCAUCACUUUGCUAGCGUGUGAGAUGAGUGCAAUCCUGAGGUAGUUUGGACAUUCUCUGGGAUUGCCUUUCUUUGGGAUUGGAAUGAAAACUCACCUUUUCAGUCCCGUGGCCACUGCUGAGUUUCCCACAUUUGCUGGCAUAUUGAGUGCAGCACUUUCACAGAAUCAUUUAGGAUUUGAAAUAGCUCAACUGGAAUUCCAUCACCUCCACUAGCUUUGUUCGUAGUGAUGCUUCCUAAGGCUCACUUGACUUCACAUUCCAGGAUGUCUGGCUCUAGGUGAGUGAUCACAACAUCGUGGUUAUCUGGGUCAUGAAGAUCUUUUUUGUAUAGUUCUUUGUAUUAUUGCCACCUCUUCUUAAUAUCUUCCGCUUCUGUUAGGUCCAUACCAUUUCUGUCCUUUGUUGAGCCCAUCUUUGCAUGAAAAGUUCCCUUGGUAUCUCUAAUUUUCUUGAAGAGAUCUCUAGUCUUUCCCAUCCUAUUGUUUUCUUCUGUUUCUUUGCACUGAUCACUGAGGAAGGCUUUCUUAUCUCUCCUUGCUAUUCUUUGGAACUCUGCAUUCAAUGGGUAUAUCUUUCCUUUUCUCCUUUGCCUUUCACUUCUCUUCUUUUCACAGCUAUUUGUAAGGCCUCCUCAGACAACCAUUUUGCCUUUUUUGCAUUUCUUUUUCUUGGAGACGGUCUUGAUCCCUGCCUCCUGUACAGUGUCACAAACCUCCGUCCAUAGUUCUUCAGGCACUCUGUCUAUCACAUCGAAUCCCUUGAAUCUAUCUGUCACUUCCACUGUGUGAUCGUAAGGGAUUUGAUUUAGGUCAUACCUGAAUGGUUUAGUGGUUUUCCCUACUUUCUUCAGUUUAAGUCUGAAUUUGGCAAUAAGGAGUUCAUGAUCUGAGCCAAAGUCAGCUCCUGGUCUUGUUUUUGCUGACCGUAUAGAGCUUCUCCAUCUUUGACUGCAAAGAAUGUAAUCAACCAGAUUUCAGUGUUGACCAUCUAGUGAUGUCCAUGUGUAGAGUCUUCACUUGUGUUGUUGGGAGAGGGUGUUUGCUGUGACCACUGCGCUCUCUUGGCAAAAUGCUGCUAGCCUUUGCCCUGCUCCAUUCCGUACUCCAAAGCCAAAUUUGCCUGUUACUCUAGGUAUUUCUUGCCUUCCUACUUUUGCAUUCCAGUCCCCUGUAAUGAAAAGGACAUCUUUUGGGGGUGUUAGUUCUAGAAGGUCUUGUAGGUCUUCAUAGAAUUGUUCAGCUUCUUCAGCAUUACUGGUUGGGGCAUAGACUUGGAUUACUGUGAUAUUGAAUGGUUUGCCUUGGAAACGAACAGAGAUCAUUCUGUCGUUUUUGAGAUUGCAUCCAAGUACAGCAUUUCGGACUCUUUCGUUGACUAUGAAGGCUACUCCAUUUCUUCUAAGGAAUUCUUGCCCACAGUAGUAGAUAUAAUGGUCAGCUGAGUUAAAUUCACCCAUUCCCAUCCAUUUUAGUUCACUGAUUCCUAAAAAUGUCUUGCCAACUCCUGUUUGACCACUUCCAACUUGCCUUGAUUCAUGGACCUAUUCAAGGUUCCUAUGCAAUAUUGCUCUUUACAGCAUUGGACUUUACUUCCAUCACCAGUCAAAUCCACAACUGGGUGUUGUUUUUGCUUUCGCAACAUCUCUUCAUUCUUUUUGGAGUUAUUUCUCCACUAAUCUCCUGUAGCAUAUUGGGCAUCUACCAACCUGGGGAGUUCAUCUUUCAGUGUCCCAUCUUUUUGACUUUUCAUAUUGUUCAUGGGAUUCCCAAGGCAAGAAUACUGAAGUGGCUUGCUCUUCCCUUCUCCAGUAGACCAUGUUUUGUCAAAACUCUCCACCAUGACCCAUCCAUCUUGGGUGGCCCUACACGGCAUGGCUUACUUUCAUUGAAUUAGACAAGGCUGUGGGCCAUGUGAUCAGAUUGGUUAGUUUUCUGUGAUUGUGGUUUUCAGUCUGUCUGCCCUCUGAUGGAGAAGGAUAAGAGGCUCAUGGAAGCUUCCUGAUGGGAGAGACUGACUGAGAGGGAAACUGGGUCUUGUUCUGAUGGGCAAGGCCAUGCUCAGUAGAUCUUUAAUCCAAUUUUCUGUUGAAGGGCGGGUCUGUGUUCCCUCCCUGUUAAUUGAAGUGGGGCCAAACUAUGGUGGAGGUAAUGAAGAUAAUGGUUCAGUUCAGUUCAGUCACUCAGUCGUGUCCGACUCUUUGCGACCCCAUGAAUCGCAGCACGCCAGGCCUCCCUGUCCAUCACCAACUCCCGGAGUUUACUUAAUCUCAUGCCCAUCAAGUUGGUGAUGCCAUCCAGCCAUCUCAUCCUCUGUCGCCCCCUUCUCCUCCUGACCCAAAUCCCUCCCAGCAUCAGGGUCUUUUCCAGUGAGUCAGCUCUCCACAUCAGAUAGCCAAAGUACUGGAGUUUCAGCUUCAGCAUCAGUCCUUCCAGUGAACACCCAGGACUGAUCUCCUUUAGGAUGGACUGGUUGGAUCUCCGUGCAGUCCAAGGGACUCUCAAGAGUCUUCUCCAACACCACAGUUCAAAAGCAUCAAUUUUUCGGCGCUCAGCUUUCUUCACAGUCCAAUUCUCACAUCCAUACAUAACCACUGGAAAAACCAUAGCCUUGACUAGACGAACCUUUGUCAGCAAAGUAAUGUCUCUGCUUUUUAAUAUGCUGUCUAGGUUGGUCAUAACUUUCCUUCCAAGGAGUAAGUGUCUUUUAAUUUCAUGGCUGCAGUCACCAUCUGCAGUGAUUUUGGAGCCCCCAAAAAUGAAGUCUGACAUUGUUUCCACUGUCUCCCCAUCUAUUUCCCAUGAGGUGAUGGGACCAGAUGCCAUGAUCUUAGUUUUCUGAAGAUAAUGUCACCUCCCUCAAAAGGCCCCAUGCAGGCACUGCUACACUCAGCGCCCCCAGCCCUGCAGCAGGCCACCGCAGACCCACGCCUCCGCCAGAGACUCCUGGACACUCAGGCGAGUCUGGGUCAGUCUCCUGUGGGGUCACGGCUCCUUUCUCCUGGGUCCUGGUGCACAAGGUCUGCUGUGCCUCCAGGCAUCUAUUCCCCAGUCCUGUGUGAGUUCUGGCGGCUCUGUGGUGGGUGAAUGGCCACCUCCUCCAAGAGGGCUUCUGCUAUGCCCAGGUCUGCUGCACCAGAGCCCCCGCCCCUGCAGCAGGCCACCGCUGACCCGGACCUCCUCAGGAGAUGCUCACACACAGCUCUGUCUCAGUCGUGUGGGGUCCCUGGGUCCUGGGGCCCUUGUUUGAGCUCUCUGAGCGUCUCUGGCGGGAAUUGGGUUUGAUUCUUCAUCCCCCCUACCAUCUUGCUGGGGCUUCUCCUUUGCCCUUGGACAUGGGAUAUCUCCUCACAGUCAUUCCAGAAUUAGUUUACUUAUUUAAAAAAAUAUAUAGAUGCAUGUCCCAAAAUAGACCAUUACACCUCCAUAUCAAAAUUAACCAUUUUCAGUGAAAAGGGGGAGAUGACAAUAUAUAUUUACCUCAGUGGAUGAUUCUUUUUCCUUGUCAAUCUGACAGAUGUAACAUAUUCUAUCCUCCUACCCAACCUUGUUUACCCGAGUUCCAUCCUUGGGUCAGGAAGAUCCCCUGGAGAAGAGAAUGGCAACCCACUCCAGUAUUCUUGCCUGGAGAAUCCCAUGGACUGAGGGACUUGGCAGGCUACAGUCCAUGGGAUUGCAAAGAGUUUCACAUAACUGGGCAACUAAUACUUGAGUAAUUUUGAUUAAAGAGAGAAGAGGAGUGGAGAUUAGAUGGAGAAAAAUCAGUCCCAUACAGACUGCCCUGUAAGCGGCCACAAAUUAACACUCAGAUACGACUGUUAAGGGCUUCCCAGGUGGCGCUAGUGGUAAAGAACCCACCUGCGAAUGCAGGAGAUGUCAGAGGUGCAGGUUUGAUCCCUGGGUUGGGAAGAACCCCUAGAGGAGGGCAUGGCAACCCACUCCAGUAUUCCUGCCUGGAGAACCCCAUGGACAGAGGAACCUGGUGGGCUACUUGUCCUUGGGGUCACACAGAGUCAGACACGACUGAAGCAGUUUAUCACACACGCACGUGGUUGUUAAGGGUUCAUAUGCUACACUUGUCUAUGACUAUCCUAUUCAAAGAAGAAAAUUACUCUCGCUGUAGGAAUAAAUCCUGUUUUCAAGAUAAAAAGUGAGUGACUGCAGUGCCCUGGCUCACAUAAGAACAGUGAGUUUCUGGUUUGCCAGAGCAUUUUAAAGCUGUUGGGCUGGCCAAAAAGUUCCUGAAUGUUCGAGAAAUUUCUGGCCAACCCGAUAUUUGAUCAAAUGAGUGGGCUUGUUUAGUAAAUCACAAGAUUAUUUGUUAAAUAAAGGUACCUGACCCUUGGGGAGAGGUGCAGAGUUUCCUGGCUUUGAACCGGUGCCCACCAGAUGCCUUUAGGCUGUGAUCCAGGUUCACUCAAUGGACAGCAGAUCUCAAGGCUGGAAGGAGGUUGCUUGGCUUCAGUUGUUGGCCUGGGAGUGGGGUGAUGGUUAGGGGUAGAGAGGAGAACCUUGGGCAGGGGCACCUCUGCGUCACAGAAGCAGGUAAACUGAGGGCUUCCCUGGUGGCUCAGCUGGUAAAGAAUCCACCUGCAAUACAGGAGACCCCAGUUCCAUUCCUGGGUCAGGAAGUGCCCCUGGAGAAGGGACAGGCUCCCCACUCCAGUUUUCCUGGGCUUCCCCAGUGGCUCAGAUGGUAAAGAAUCUGCCUGCAUGAGGGAGACCCAGGUUUGACCCCUGGGUUGGGAAGAUCCCCCGGAGGAGGGCAUGGCAACCCACUGCAGUAUUCUCGUCUGGAGAAUCCCCAUGGACAGAGGGGGCUGGCGGGCCACAGUCCAUGGGGUCACACAGAGUCAGACGCAACUGAGCAAUGAAGCACAGGAAUUAGAAGCCCUUGUCUGGGGCCAGCCAAGCUUGCCAGCAUAUUGAAAAUAAUACAUAAUUGAAAGAUCUCUUGAAUGGGGAGUGGAAAAACAACAGUCUUCCUCGUUUGCCAAAAAUUUCCUUCCCACCCUUCCCAUUUUUCCUUAAUUUUCCAUAAUUUAGUCCAAGUUCCAGUUCUUGUAGGUCUUCUCGCUUUCCCCUCCCCAGCAAACACAGGAAGCUGUUGGAAACUAUAUUCCCAAAGCUCCCCUGGAGUCGUGUUUGCUCUUACACCUCUGGGUCCUAGAGGGACCCACAUUCUGGAAAAGGCUUUCUCUGGAUCCGCAGGAGCAAGUGCUCAAGGGACCCACAGGAGUGUCUGCUCCUUUGGAAUGUUGUUGGGGGAGCUCGUGGCCUUAAGGGGCAGCUUACAGGUUCCUUCAUAUCUGCUUUGUCGUUUGACACCCAGGAUGGUAUUUCAUGGACCCGUUCAGGAGACCUCUGCCCAUGUGUUGAGCAUCACAUGAGACCACUGUUACAGCUUCUCUUUGCAGGUGUUCCCAUUUCUCACCCCGCAGUGUCCCCCAGAAUUUCCCGGUGGUUUGUGUUUAAUUUUCUUUCUUCAUCUCCUUUAACGCCGCCAUCAUUUCACUCUCCUGGGAAAGCUUGUUUAAAGACAAUCAUGGCGGCUGUCCCUAUUGCCACUUCUCAGUCUUCCUUCAGAACGACAGGAAGGGCUACGUGUGCAAAUCUGAAGUGACACCAGCCUUCCUUCCCUCGUCCCCACCCUGUUAGAAACAGGGUCCGUCAGCCAGCCGGUGGCCGAGUUUUCCACCAGCACGUGACUCCUCUGUUCCUUCCCUGCACCAAGUCCCUGGCGGCUGUCCGCCCCAGCGCUCCAGCUGAACGCAGACGCCUCCGCAGAGCUGCUUUCCUGGAGCCCCUGCUGCCCCCGUCAGUCUCUCCAGAACCUAACCUUCACAGCAGGAGCCCUCACCCAGCCCGGGUUCCCAGAAAUGAACUCAGCAGAUCUUGAUUCCCAUCUGGAAUGUAUUUAAUGUUUGCCUGCUUGUGGAACGCAGUAUUUAAAGUGUGUGGAUGGAUGAAUGCUAAAAAAAAAAAAAAAAAAAUUAUGCAUAGGCUCUAAGAGAAAUGAGUUUCAUCUUUGAUUUUUUUAAUGAGGAAUUUUAUUACCUUUUAAACAGUGAACUGUAUGUAGAAAUAUCAUCUUUUCCUUCUAUAUUAUUGAGUACUCAUAAAAUGCAACUAAACUACGUGUUUGGCCAAAAGCUGGGAUAAUAUAUUAAUGGAAUGAAUGGAAUAACAGAAUGAAUGGAAGGUGGAAAUAUCUGGGAUUUAUGAGAUGAUUCUGAAUAGUAUUUUCUAGCAAAAUACACAAUAACCUGUAUUUUAACAUCUCAAUCUGCUGGAUUGGACAACUUGUAAAAUAAUUAUUUAUCCUCAGAUUUCCAAAGCUUGAACUACUACCAUAAGAUAAAAUAUAUACUCUGUAUACCCAAAUUAUAUUUUUCAAAGAUAAGAUAUAAUAAUGCAUUGUUAUUCCGAAUGUAUCUUUUAGCUAUGGAUGGAAAACCAAAGCUUCACUGUCUAAACAGGACUUCUGCUUAGAACCUAAUAGAAUAGGCUUUUUGGGGGGAAGGGGGCAUAAAAUUUGUUAGUCUGAGUAAUCUGCUUUGUGUUUCAUGGAGGGAAAGGUCUUUCCCAGAAAUGUUGACUUCAAUUUUUUGCACUCUGAUAACUAGAACUUAGAAUAGGACUUUAUAGAUUGGCUCUGUUUCAGAAAGCAAUGGACAUAAAAUUCUCCUAUCCAAAAUAGGAGGGGGUACAUUUUAGUUUAAGAAAAUCCUCCUUCCUUUCCAGUUGCAGAGGGAGACAUUACAAGCUUCACAAUGCCAAAGCCUGGGGCGGUGCUAAAGGAAUGCUGUCUUGUCUGUCCUGUGUUAAUUCUAACACCUGCCACAGAAUGAACUGGCCAACUAAAGUCAUUUCUACCGUAUAAACUCAGACAAGUGUGUUUCACAGCCAAGCAGGCAAAUAACAAGUGCAUGUUGGCGUUUGGUGUGGGGGAGGGGGAGUGUCACUCCACCGAUACCAGGCAGAGGGCCCCUGACUGUGGCCCUGCUCCCUUUCCAGGGUUCGUUUGACUGUUGGCCCCCGAAGCCUGCUGCCAGGCACACAGGGGACGGUAUGCUUCAUGACUGGGCGCCCGGCAUCUCCCUGGGUUGACAGAAGAUCCCUCCUCACUUCCCCCGUCCCCCACUCCAGCCUGUCACAGAGCAGCCUCAGUGUGUAACCUUAACAUCUUUCAGAUAACCUUCCCUGAAAAGGAAGUUUAUCCACAGGAAUCCAGGCCAAACAACUAGUAGAAUAGAGCCAUCUCAAGUUUUUAAUAAUGAGUUCAGGGAAACAGAUGGAAAUUUUCCUGGCACAGUCAGCAUGUAUGUUUCACAAGAAAUCAAAAAAUAAUUUUCCAUUUGAGAAAAAAAAAAUGACUGUAAUUGUUAAAGCAUAAAACCUUGGACUUCACAUGCUCCUGCAACAAAUACCGCCUUAGAGAUAUCCUAGAAAAGAAAGACCCUUUUACACAUCCCCCCCAGGGGCCUCACAUUCUUGAUGUGAGAUCCUCAAAGCAAGCACCCCGGGGAAUUCCGUGUGUGUUGUGACUCCAUUUUUAUUUCCAGUGCCUAGCCAUAUACUUCAGUAGCUGUGUUCAUUAUUUAUAACAGGUCCAUAUAACAGUUGAGCUAGUAUUCAGUUAUGGAUGUGAUACUAUGAAGUGCUUUUGGUAAGAUUAUAUAUGCCUAAUAACAAAGUUAUUUUUCUUA
Messenger RNA from Dama dama (fallow deer), 10594 nucleotides. RefSeq names its product collagen and calcium binding EGF domains 1 (gene CCBE1). Bases 28 to 1287 code for a protein of 419 amino acids. The transcript has 11 exons. Gene Ontology annotation, molecular function: calcium ion binding. The record is from RefSeq and is a predicted model, not a curated record. NCBI's taxonomy places the organism in Eukaryota, Metazoa, Chordata, Mammalia, Artiodactyla, Cervidae.